Physella acuta is the source of this 1068-nucleotide messenger RNA. RefSeq lists its product as uncharacterized. NCBI's taxonomy places the organism in Eukaryota, Metazoa, Mollusca, Gastropoda, Physidae. The record is from RefSeq and is a predicted model, not a curated record.
AUGUGUCAGCACGCCCAUCUGCGAACUAUCCCAAUCCACCCCAUAGCUAUCCCAAUCCACCCCAUAGCUAUCCCAAUCCACCCCAUAACUAUCCCAAUCCUCCCCAUAGCUAUCCCAAUCCACCCCAUAGCUAUCCCAAUCCACCCCAUAACUAUCCCAAUCCUCCCCAUAGCUAUCCGAAUCCUAAUAGCUAUCCCAAUCCACCUCCAAGCUAUCCCAAUCCACCCCAUAGCUAUCCCAAUCCACCCCAUAGCUAUCCCAAUCCACCCCAUAGCUAUCCCAAUCCACCCCAUAGCUAUCCCAAUCCACCCCAUAGCUAUCCCAAUCCACCCCAUAGCUAUCCCAAUCCACCCCAUAGCUAUCCCAAUCCACCUCCAAGCUAUCCCAAUCCACCUCCAAGCUAUCCCAAUCCACCCCAUAGCUAUCCCAAUCCACCCCAUAGCUAUCCCAAUCCACCCCAUAGCUAUCCCAAUCCACCUCCAAGCUAUCCCAAUCCACCCCAUAGCUAUCCCAAUCCACCCCAUAGCUAUCCCAAUCCACCCCAUAGCUAUCCCAAUCCACCCCAUAGCUAUCCCAAUCCACCCAAUAUCUAUUCCAAUCCUCCCCAUAGCUAUCCGAAUCCUAAUAGCUAUCCCAAUCCACCUCCAAGCUAUCCCAAUCCACCCCAUAGCUAUCCCAAUCCACCCCAUAGCUAUCCCAAUCCACCCCAUAGCUAUCCCAAUCCACCCCAUAGCUAUCCCAAUCCACCCCAUAGCUAUCCCAAUCCACCCCAUAGCUAUCCCAAUCCACCCCAUAGCUAUCCCAAUCCACCCCAUAGCUAUCCCAAUCCACCUCCAAGCUAUCCCAAUCCACCUCCAAGCUAUCCCAAUCCACCCCAUAGCUAUCCCAAUCCACCCCAUAGCUAUCCCAAUCCACCCCAUAGCUAUCCCAAUCCACCCCAUAGCUAUCCCAAUCCACCCCAUAGCUAUCCCAAUCCACCCCAUAGCUAUCCCAAUCCACCCCAUAGCUAUCCCAAUCCACCCAAUAUCUAUUCCAAUCCACCCCAUAACUAUCCAAAUCCCCUUAUAG